AUGAAGGAUCACGACGCCAUCAAGCUCUUCGUGGGGCAGAUCCCGCGUAACCUGGAGGAGAGCGACCUCAAGCCGCUCUUCGAGGAGUUCGGCCGCAUUUACGAGCUCACCGUCCUCAAGGAUCGCUUCACCGGCAUGCACAAAGGCUGUGCCUUCCUCACCUACUGCGCCCGCGACUCGGCCCUGAAGGCGCAGAGCGCCCUGCACGAGCAGAAGACACUGCCGGGGAUGAACCGCCCCAUCCAGGUGAAGCCGGCCGACAGCGAGGGCCGAGGAGAAGACAGGAAGCUCUUUGUGGGCAUGCUGGGGAAGCAGCAGAGUGAGGACGAUGUCCGGCGCCUCUUCGAACCCUUCGGCCAGAUUGAGGAGUGCACCAUCCUCCGAGGGCCUGAUGGAACCAGCAAAGGUUGUGCCUUUGUGAAAUACGGCAGCCACGCGGAGGCGCAGGCUGCCAUCAACAGCCUGCACGGCAGCCAAACCAUGCCGGGCGCCUCGUCCAGCCUGGUGGUGAAGUUUGCGGACACAGAUAAGGAGAGGACCCUGCGGCGAAUGCAUCAGAUGGCGGGGCAGCUGGGCAUCUUCAACCCCAUGACCAUCCAGUUUGGCGCCUACGGGGCCUAUACGCAAGCGAUCAUGCAGCAGCAGGCGGCCCUGAUGGCGGCCGCGCAGGGGACCUGCCUGAACCUCUUCAGGUACAACCCCCCUCCAUUUACCCCCCAACCUGCUUGACAACCUCGGGGGGGGGGGGGCCGGCGCUGACACCUCCCUCCUGCAGGUACGAGCACCCCCCCUGGCAUCAGCACGGCGCCCGUGCCCAGCAUUGCCACGCCGAUUGGGGUGAAUGGCUUCAGCCCACUGCCGCCGCAGACCAACGGGCAGCCCGCCUCAGAGACCAUCUACACCAAUGGCAUCCACCCCUACCCAGCUCAAAGCCCCACGGUGGCAGAUCCCCUCCAGCAAGCCUACGCAGGCAUGCAGCACUAUGCAGGUCCAGCAGCGUAUCCUACCGCCUACGCACCCAUCAGCCAAGCCUUUCCCCAGCAAGCGCCCAUCAUCCCGCAGCAGCAGCGAGAAGGUUUUGUCAGUUUUGACAAUCCGACGAGCGCUCAGGCAGCCAUUCAGGCCAUGAACGGCUUCCAGAUCGGCAUGAAGAGGCUAAAAGUCCAGCUAAAGCGGCCGAAAGAUGCCAACAGACCCUACUGA
Molecule: messenger RNA, 1203 nt
Organism: Nipponia nippon (crested ibis)
Lineage: Eukaryota; Metazoa; Chordata; Aves; Pelecaniformes; Threskiornithidae
Source: RefSeq, a predicted model, not a curated record